Molecule: messenger RNA, 2626 nt
Organism: Poecilia reticulata (guppy)
Lineage: Eukaryota; Metazoa; Chordata; Actinopteri; Cyprinodontiformes; Poeciliidae
Product: Krueppel-like factor 10
Biological process (GO): regulation of transcription by RNA polymerase II
Molecular function (GO): RNA polymerase II cis-regulatory region sequence-specific DNA binding; DNA-binding transcription factor activity, RNA polymerase II-specific
Source: RefSeq, a predicted model, not a curated record
AGUGGGAAACAUCAAAUUCUGCUCUCAGAUAUUCACGCACAGACGACAGGGCUGACCUAAAGGUGAAACCUAUAGACUGACCCCCUCAGGGAAAAAAAACAAAAUCACCCAAUCCAACAUAGAUAUCUCUAGAAUGAAAAUUGAAAUGGACCAAAGUGAGGUGUUAGACACCCGGCCUGAUUUCCAGCCUUGUUCAAUGGGUGCAGGUGACCUCUGGGCCGUGGAAGCUCUGAUCUCCAUGACCGAGCACUGGAAGACGAGGAACUUCAGGCCCAAACAGCCCAGACCCCUCACCCCCUCCUCAGAAUGCUCAGAGGAUGACUCCGUGACCUCUGGUCUUUCUGCGAUGCAUGAGUCGUCUUUUUGCAUGACGCCACCCUACAGCCCACCCGACUGUGAGGCCACACUUUCAGGGUCACCGCAUAAACUGCAUCACUCUCCAGAGGAUGCAGCCAUUUCCCAGAAGUACCAGUGCACUAGCGUGAUCCGCCACACUGCGGAUAUCCAGCACUGCUCCUGUAGCACUCAUCAACCCUUGCAAGAAGACACAGCCUCGGCGUCUCUUGCGCAGGACUCUAAAACGAAUGUGGACGCCUCUAACAGUUGGACUAACAGAGACUCUGAUAAGACUGUUGCAAAACAGAAAACCUCCAAAGAUGCAUCAGCGCACUUUGAACUCAGCCAGAUCCAGAUGAGUCGGAUAAAACCGGACGAUAGAUCAAACAUGGCCCCUUCAGUUCCGGCUGAAAUCACGCUAGUUUCUCGUGUACCAGUCUUUAGCCAGAUCGUUCCCGUGUCCUCCACAUCCACCAUUAGAUCGCAAAACAGUGUCAUAACCUCUUCGUCUAUUCCAUUAGCAAUCACACACUCACACGCUUCACAGCAGAAACUUGGAUCACCACUGAUACCAACAGGUUCCCCUCCACGUAUCCUGUUAGUAGAGGGUCAGGUGGUGAAAGGCCCCAUAGUGUUUCUUGUCCCCCAAUCAUCAGUGCCUGCCGUCUGGAACCUUCAGCAAGCGCAGAUGACAUCUAGUGGAACCAGGUUUGCACCCAUUGCCCCUGCUCCUGGGUGUGCCGCAUUGGAGCAAAGGAGCGCCGCUCUGCAAAGAGAGUCAUCACGUGUGCGCAGUCAUGUUUGCCCUCAUGAGGACUGUGGCAAGACCUACUUCAAGAGCUCCCAUCUCAAGGCCCACAUGAGGACACACACAGGUGAGAAACCCUUCAAAUGCAAGUGGGAGGGCUGCGAGAGGCGAUUUGCUCGUUCAGAUGAGCUUUCCCGCCAUCGUCGAACACACACCGGAGAGAAAAGGUUUAAGUGCCCCAUGUGCCUCAGCCGCUUCAUGCGCAGCGAUCACCUGGCUAAGCACGCCCAACGACACUUUGUGGCGAGGAAGAAACCCUUCUGGGCAUUAGGGAUCAGCCCCGUCGCAGACCUCACCGUGUCCACUGCUAUUAAAGUCUCCUCUACGAACGCUCUCGCGAGACACUCCAAUUGCUGAAAGGCCAAACAAAAACUUUUUGUGGCUGAAUUUGCAGAUAUUUGUUUUUCCACUUAAAAAGUGCAACACAGGUUGAGCACUGCUGUGUGUAUGGAGAGGAACCAAGCUCUCUUCCAUGAGCUCUUGUUUCCUGCAACUUUUUGUUUUUCUGUCUUUUUGUUUUUUUAUUUGACCAGUCUGCUCGUUCCUUAUGAAAUAUAUUAUUUUUAAACAAUGUUUGUGCAAUGUUUAGUUUUUGUUCGGAACACAGUAUUACAAAGCAAACUUUGUAGCUUGAGGUCAAUAUUGAGAUCAAGGGUUUGCAUGUUUCUGGGGUAAUGAUGGUAGGAGUUUAUCCUGUAAUCGGUAGGGUAGGUUGCUGGUUCAAACCCUGCACCGUUUGUCUCACUUGUGUGUUUGGGAAAGAUACUUCUCCUGUCUUGCCUGCUAGUGGUGGUCAGGUCCCAGUGACACAGAUGCAUGGCAGCCCCGCUUUUGAUGAGAGAAAUGAAAAAACCCAGUAACACACAGCCACAUCAUUCAGGUGUUUAUUAAUGUUCAUUUUGACAAGCUACAGCAGAAAUUUAACAGAAGGCAAGUGCCUUACCAGUUUUUUUCUUAGACAGAGACUUGGGAGACGACUUUACAGAUGUGACACAUGCAAUGCAAGCAACCUUGCAUUGUCAAAAACUCUGGCAAUAUUCUUGCAACACAUGUAUCCAGUAUAAAUAAGAGAAUGUGAAGUUUAUAGAAUUACAAACGUACUGUUUUGUUACUAAAAUGUCCCUUUCUGUUGCAGCUGAUUCCUUAUCCAUCAACACUUACCCUGUUCCAUCUGCAGCACAUGCUGUCUAAUGCUGUGGCGGCAACCUGCUGGCCCUUUUCGGAAAGCCGCUCUGCACUUUGUCAAAACACAAACACACCAGCUAACUGGUGAUCACUUAACUUUUGCUUUCGAACCGCACCGGGCUGAAACAGUCUAUGUUUUCUGCAAGGAGCAGAUGCCACUGCGACACCAAUGAUAACUGAAAAUAGUAGAUUUUUGAAUGAACUGAUGGGAGUUAAGCUUGUCAUAUAUAAUAAAUUAUGCAAGGCAAUAAAAAUUAUAAAUACAAGUGUAAUAAAAACAUUUUUUUCAGAGCAACA